UGGGGAAUUCAGAUGGGUGAGCACAUAAAGAUCCGUUUUUAUAAAGUUAAGGAUAUUGAGGCAAGACAAACAUAAAAAGGUGUGAAGCUUGAUUGGAAGAUUGAAGAAAGAGUUUAUCUCUAUGUUAAUGAAGUUGCAGGAGAUGAAUCUAAGCAAGGAUGAUAAAGAAGCAGAAAGAGUAAGACCAGACUGUGAUGUUCUGAAUAAUUCUUGUCCUAGAGUGAACCAGAAGUAGGGAAGCCUAGAAAGCAAGUGAUAGAAUACAAGUAAGUUCAAGCCGAAGAAGAAAGAAGCAGCAAUAGCUGAAGGAUAUCCGAGAGCAAACCCGGUUUGUUUCACCUAGACCCUUGACUCAGCUAGACUAGAAAAACCAGAACAAUGUUUACCAUCUAGUUAUUACUCGGGCCCAAUAUCUUGGUGGAUCAGGCCCAGUUCUAGUUACUUUCGGUUCUAAGAAAACCCUGGGAGGAUUUGUUUGCUUCUUGUCGUCCGUCUUCGUCACUUUAGACAUCUGAUUUCCGGUGUUUUGUCUCUCCCUCUCACUCGCGUUUAAACUCUUGCCUUGGCGCUGUCUCCGUGAGCUCUCUCUGCAACCAUGUCGACUAUUAUGCAGAAGAUCAAAGAAAUCGAAGAUGAGAUGGGUAGGACACAGAAGAAUAAAGCCACCGCGCAUCAUCUCGGUUUGUUAAAGGCGAAACUUGCUAAGCUACGAAGGGACCUUCUUGCACCGCCUACCAAAGGUGGUGGUGCUGCUACUGGCGAAGGUUUUGAUGUGACAAAAAGUGGAGAUUCUAGAGUUGGACUUGUUGGGUUUCCUUCCGUUGGCAAAUCUACCCUCUUGAACAAACUGACGGGAACGUUUUCUGAGGUUGCUUCUUAUGAGUUCACAACAUUGACAUGCAUUCCCGGUGUUAUUACGUACCGUGGAGCUAAAAUUCAGUUAUUAGAUCUUCCUGGUAUUAUCGAGGGUGCCAAGGACGGAAAAGGUAGAGGACGACAGGUUAUAAGUACUGCUAGGACUUGCAACUGCAUCUUAAUAGUUCUUGAUGCCAUAAAGCCAAUAACUCACAAACGUCUCAUUGAAAAAGAGCUCGAAGGAUUCGGAAUAAGGUUGAACAAGGAGCCACCUAACCUUACAUUCAGGAAAAAAGACAAAGGUGGUAUCAAUCUAACGUCUACAGUCACUUCGACACACCUUGACCUCGAUACUGUAAAGGCGAUUUGCAGUGAGUACAGGAUUCACAACGCUGACAUCACUCUGCGCUAUGAUGCCACGGCUGAUGACCUCAUAGAUGUCAUAGAGGGCAGUCGGAUCUAUAUGCCAUGUAUCUAUGCUGUCAACAAGAUCGAUCAGAUCACCCUCGAGGAACUUGAAAUUUUGGACAAACUUCCUCACUACUGUCCUAUUAGUGCGCAUCUGGAGUGGAAUCUUGAUGGUCUUCUCGAUAAGAUAUGGGAAUACUUGAAUCUAACCCGAAUCUACACGAAACCAAAGGCAAUGAAUCCGGAUUAUGAUGACCCUGUUAUCUUAUCUUCCAAGAAGCGGACUGUUGAGGACUUCUGCAUCCGGAUUCACAAAGACAUGCUUAAACAAUUCAAGUAUGCUUUGGUAUGGGGUUCGAGUGCCAAACACAAGCCACAGAGAGUUGGAAGGGAACACGAGCUUGAGGACGAGGAUGUUGUUCAGAUCGUUAAAAAGAUAUGAUUUAUCCAGUAGUUCAUGGAGAAGCUGAAAGACCAAAGUUAGCCAUAAUGAGCUCAUAUUACAUAGAAAGAAGGUUUGGUUUUCUCAGCAGCUUAUUUUCUUCUUCUUCUUGUACUCAUGUGUGUAUUAUUGUCUGGUCCUGACGAAAACUGUCUGCACCUUUUUGUCUUAUUGGAUAAAUAAAUCUUUUUUUUUUUGACGAUA
Messenger RNA from Raphanus sativus (radish), 1909 nucleotides. Its product is annotated as developmentally-regulated G-protein 3. The transcript is spliced from 9 exons. Gene Ontology annotation, cellular component: cytoplasm. The record is from RefSeq and is a predicted model, not a curated record. Gene Ontology annotation, molecular function: GTPase activity; GTP binding. Gene Ontology annotation, biological process: cytoplasmic translation. Bases 596 to 1705 code for a protein of 369 amino acids. NCBI's taxonomy places the organism in Eukaryota, Viridiplantae, Streptophyta, Magnoliopsida, Brassicales, Brassicaceae.